Molecule: messenger RNA, 2010 nt
Organism: Zingiber officinale
Lineage: Eukaryota; Viridiplantae; Streptophyta; Magnoliopsida; Zingiberales; Zingiberaceae
Product: transcription factor MYBC1-like
Exons: 2
Coding region: 228-1226 (332 amino acids)
Biological process (GO): regulation of DNA-templated transcription
Cellular component (GO): nucleus
Molecular function (GO): DNA binding; DNA-binding transcription factor activity
Source: RefSeq, a predicted model, not a curated record
UUUUGGUAAUGUUAAACGGGAAAUUAAGCGAGCUGUUGGAGUCUUUAACGCAGCGCUAGAAGAGGAAAUCAAAGAGGAAAGUGUGUUAGAGAGAGAAGCAGAGCAUCUCCAUCGGCGGAGAACAAAACAAAAGAGAAAGAUCCACCUCGAAACCCUCAUCGUCUCCUUUCCGCUCUCUUUUUCCCUCCUCCAAUUUUGUGAAUCCGGAUCGAGAAGACGAGGGAGGGAUGAGGGAGGAGGAGGAGGAGGAGGAGGAGGAGGGCAGCGACUGGUUCGCGCGAUGGGAGGAGCAGCUGCCGUCUCCGGAGGAGCUCAUGCCGCUCUCACAAUCCCUCAUCACGCCCGGACUCGCCUUCGCCUUCGACUUCGACAUACCCAUCGCGGCUGGCAACCCCAGUCCCACCGUCUCCCCCGGUUACAACCUCCACCGCGCCGGCCACGCUCUCACUUCCACCUCCCCCAACCAUCUCCCGCCGCUGCCGCCUCCCCCGGAGUUUGAGUCCUCCGAUCUGAACUCCGCCUCCGGUAGCGGCGGAGCCGGAGCCGGCGAUGAACCGGCACGGACGCUCAAGAGGCCCCGCCUCGUCUGGACACCGCAGCUGCACAAGCGGUUCGUCGACGCUGUCGCGCAUCUCGGGAUCAAGAACGCCGUUCCCAAGACCAUAAUGCAGCUCAUGAGCGUCGACGGCCUCACGCGCGAGAACGUCGCGAGCCACCUCCAGAAGUAUCGACUCUAUCUCAGGCGUAUGCAAGGCCUCAGCUCCUCUGGCGGAGCCGGUAGCGCCGGCGGAGGCCCGAUAUCAGCCACCGACCAGUUGUUCGCAAGCGCCCCGGUGCCCCACCAUUUCCUCAGCCGAGGAGGACCAGUCGCGGGGCUAGGGGCGCCGGAGCCAUUCCUUCCCUACGUGCCGGUGUCUGCGCUGCAGCACCACCAGCAGAUCGCCGCCGCAAUCCAGCAGCAACACUUCCACCAGAGGCAUUUGGGGCAACUCGGAUCUCCCACUGGUAGCGGAGUAUUUGAACACGGGUUCCUGGACCGGUCGGCGGUGUCCCCAUCGGGGAUACAUGCAGCGUCUGGGAUAGGGUUGGUGCAGCACACUGCCUCACCAGCCACCAAUUUUUCUGAUGAUUUGGAGACUUCCGGAAGGGGAAGCAACGGCGAGAGGAAGGUGCUGACCCUGUUUCCAACAGGCUGCCAGCAGGGGCUGGUUUCUGCUGAUUGCUGAGUGCAGUCCGAGCUCCAAGUUCGUACAGACUGAAGGGUCGAGUGAGCAAGCAGUAGAUUGAUCGACCUGGCAGUAAAGCCAAACAAGUUCGGCCAGACAGAGAGCUGACUGGGCGAGAAGCUGGUAGGGCGAGCAGACAGACCAAGCGAGAGACUGGUCGGGCUAAUAGACAGGCCGAGUGAGAGGCCGGUGGGACGAACAAGCAGGUCAAGAGAGAGGUCGGUCGGGUGAAUAGACAGGCCGAACGAGCUGGUGUCAGCCGAGCGAAGAGGCUUAGCGGACAAGCGGAUAAGCUGACCGAGCGGACGAAGAGGCCGAUCGGGCGGACGAGGAGACCGAUCGGGCGAGCAGACGUAGAGGCUGAUUGAGUUGACCGAGCGUUUGAGCAAGUGGUCGGCCGAGCUUUGACGCCGAGUGGGACCAGCAGAACAGAGCGAGUGGUGGACCGAGGCCUGCGAUUGACGCAGUUUCCUUGAAACAAAUUUGCCUCACCUCCGGCUAUGUUUCAAGGUUUCCUCAAGUCGUCUGUUUUUCAGGAUAUAAUGGUGAACCGUGAUUCCCACCAAGUACUGCUGAUCACGGUGAACUGAGCGGUACCUGAACUACACAAGCACUCCGCUGAACAAAAAUUGCACAACAGAGGAGGAGGGAAAGUAGAUGGAGAGCUUUUGCUGCUUUUCUUUUCUAUGUGCGUAACGUUUUGUCUAUGGUCGCAGCCUCCAGCUCAGACCAAUGGGCAGUGUUAAUGAUCAUUAUUUGCUAGCUGUGUAAUGCAGUGUUUCAU